Molecule: messenger RNA, 414 nt
Organism: Eriocheir sinensis (Chinese mitten crab)
Lineage: Eukaryota; Metazoa; Arthropoda; Malacostraca; Decapoda; Varunidae
Exons: 4
Coding region: 1-414 (137 amino acids)
Source: RefSeq, a predicted model, not a curated record
AUGUUGAAUUCUGUGACAGUUAACACCACCAUAGUUGACACAGAGUGCUCCAAUGUUCCCGUGUUCCAGUGCUCCAAUGUUCCCGUGUUCCAGUCCUCCAAUGUUCCCGUGUUCCAGUGCUCCAAUGUUCCCGUGUUCCAGUGCUCCAAUGUUCCCGUGUUCCAGUGCUCCAAUGUUCCCGUGUUCCAGUGCUCCAAUGUUCCCGUGUUCCAGUGCUCCAAUGUUCCCGUGUUCCAGUGCUCCAGUGUUCCCGUGUUCCAGUGCUCCAAUGUUCCCGUGUUCCAGUGCUCCAAUGUUCCCGUGUUCCAGUGCUACAAUGUUCCCGUGUUCCAGUGCUUCAAUGUUCCCGUGUUCCAGUGCUUCAAUGUUCCCGUGUUCCAGGCUCUACUAAUGUUCCGUGUUCCCAGGCUCUAA